UGUUCUACAAUACUUGGUAGGGCACAUGAAGGCAUCACAUUUUCGCCGUUAGUGCUGUGAUAUUGAGAGGUCAUACAUUUUCGAAAAUCGAAGAAAGAAAACCAGUACAGCCAGGAUGUCUGGAGAGCUGUCCCUCAACAUAAACAUCAAGGAGGCAAGAUGGGAUCAAGGCACUUUUAUGGGGCGCGCCAAGCACUUUUUCAUGAUCACAGAUCCCCGAAACGUCCUGCUGUCCUCUGAGACUCUGGAGGAGGCCCGAGUGAUCGUGGAGAACUACAGAGCCGGGAGCGUGAAGCCUGGCCUGACGGAGGAUGAGCUCUGGAGGGCCAAGUACAUCUACGACUCUGCCUUCCAUCCUGACACAGGGGAGAAGAUGUUUGUGAUUGGCCGGAUGUCUGCUCAGGUGCCAAUGAACAUGUCCAUCACAGGCUGCAUGCUCACCUUCUACAGGACUACUCCGGCAGUGGUGUUCUGGCAGUGGGUUAACCAAUCCUUCAACGCCGUCGUCAACUACACCAACCGCAGUGGAGAUGCCCCCAUGACCGUGAAUCAGCUUGGUGCAGCCUACAUCAGUGCUACUACUGGAGCUGUAGUCACUGCCCUGGGACUCAAGUCUUUAGCUACGCGUCUCCCUCCCAUCGUCAGUCGUUUUGUCCCCUUUGCUGCUGUUGCUGCUGCUAACUGUAUCAACAUUCCCUUUAUGAGACAGAGGGAGUUGAAGUACGGUAUCCCUGUGACAGAUGAGAACGGGAACAGGUUAGGAGAGUCCCCCAAUGCUGCUAAGCAGGCCAUCGUGCAGGUGGUGGUGUCAAGGAUCGGCAUGGCAGUGCCAGCAAUGGCUAUUCCUCCUGUCAUAAUGAACGCUCUGGAGAAGAAAGCUUUCAUGAAGCGGUUCCCAAUUCUAAAUGCUCCAGUCCAGGUGGGGCUCGUCGGUCUGUGCCUGGUGUUUGCAACUCCUCUGUGCUGCGCCCUCUUCCCACAGAAAAGCUCUAUGAGUGUGAGCGGGCUGGAAGCAGAUCUGCAGGAGAGGAUACGACAGACCAGUCCCCACACCACCACCGUCUACUUCAACAAGGGCCUGUAGGACCAGCCAACACAUCUCCAUGCACACAGACACACAUAUACAUUGGUUUUCCAUUGAGCACAAGUGGGAGGGUAUAACAACAUUUAUGCAUUUUUGUCAUGUGUACUGCAGCAUUUUUAUUUUGACUGCAUGGAGCUGCUCCAAGUGUAACAGUGAAGGCCGCUGAUUGUUUGAUCAUUUGAAAAAGAGGAUUCAAGUAAGUGAAAGCAGAACCCUUUAAGAAGGAAGAUCACAUUUCGCUCAGCACAUAUAUGGCACUCCUAAGAAAGAAAAACUGACUGAAUUUUUUUUUAAAAUUAUUAUUGUGGUGUGUUUCUUCUGUCUUCCUUUGGCCAAAACUGCCUAUUUGGUGGCAGGUCAUGAAGUAACUGAUUUGUGUAUCACUCACCGGUAUUUCAUGUUGCAUUCAGGUUCAUGCAAAGUUGAAGCCCUUAAUUGUAACUCCGGUUUAAAAUGAAGGCUUGUGCUUUGUCGUGUUUGUACUUGCUUCUGAAUGUAACAUUUAUUGCCUUACAUCCCCCACUCACUUAGAUUUCCUAGUAUGAUUUUCAUUAUUUUGUUUAAGAAGUACAUAUUAUUUUAAGCUACACUGACUAUAGCAUGUUAGGAUUCCUGCAAGUAUUUAAUCUCCAUCUUGUAGUUAGACUGGAAAAUCCAGUCCGUUGAUUAGCUCUAAAUAGUCCAACCCUUGAUGAAUAACGUCCUCCUAUGUUGUUCUCCUUGUUAACUGUUGCAGCUUCUUACCCUCUUCAGCUCUCCUUUAAGUGUACUUAUAUUCAAUUAUAUUCCCCUUCAUAUUAAAAAUAGGUGCUAAAUACACAUGGUUAAGAAAAUAUGUAGAAAUUAUACUGCAAAAGCUCACAAAGCACAUCCAUAGAGUAUUUCGGUGAACACUAACGAGUGUGGUUUCUGUCAACAUAAAUAUGUACUGUUGCCAUGGCAGCGGCAGCCUGUUUUUCACAGUCUUUUUAUUCACGUGAGAUCACUUUAUGAAGUAGCGCAGUCGCUUUAUUUAGUGGCGAGUUAUUUGCUUGUUGUAGGUGGUGGUGCUUGUUUGGUGGUUGUGUCAGGCGGAGGAAUAUAUUGUGUUGUCUCUACAUGUUGUUGUUAAGGGGAAAUGCUGUGACCUGAGAUUCCUUUUGAGUUUGGCCAUUUGUGUGUGUAAAUGCACCGAAGUGCAGAAGAAGGACGACAAUUUAUUGCUGUUGUCAUGUGAAAGCUUUGUAACUCAGAUUUAGUUGGUUUUAAUGUCCAUGCUUGAACUGGAGGACUGCAUGAGCAGGUUAUAAGAGGUCAAAGCUGUCUAAUUUCAGUUCCUUAAAAUUAGAGAUUAAGGGGUUUGCGUGCAACAGCUAGCUAGUCUUCUGGAAAACUGUAGCUUGCACUUGAGUCAUUAUCCCAUUGUACCAAAUGAACGUAGCUAAUGUUGCGUGACAAAAUACUAAAUGCUUAUUUGCAGGUCAGGGUAGUGGGUAACAGUGUGCGCUCUUUGUUGUUGCUUCGUUUAAGUGGACAGCUUGGCUCAGUUUGAGCUUCUCUGAUCAAAUUCAUUGACUUUGUUGACCAAACGCUCCAAACAUAUGACUGUCCAGUGUGGUUAGUUAGUGAUGAUAGUGUACGUGAGAAAACAGAAGUUGUAUCCCAGUGUCGUCUGUCUGGAUUAUGCAAGAAUAAGUGUAUAUAUAUAUAUAUAUAUCAACAAUUGUGUGUGUGUGUGUGUGUGUGUGUGUGUGUGUGUAUGUAUGUAUGUAUGUAUGUAUGUAUAUAAUAUAUAUAUAUAUAUGUAUAUGUAUAUAUAUAUAUAUAUAUGUAUAUGUAUAUGUUGAGCGGACCUAAAGAUGCAUGAAUGUCUUUCAUCUGGUGACAUAAACAACAAGGCUAUUUUGCUAAUCUAAAUCUUGUUUAUUUGAAUCGUCUGUAGUGUUAAUGAUUGAUUAAAAUGAAAUCCACCGUUGCUGGUGUGGGGGUUGAACUUUUUUUGGCUGCAUCUAUAGUUUGCUUUUCUGAAAUUUGAAAUUCAAUCAUUAAUUUAAAAUUGUGGGUGUAAAGCGACUGUAGCAACUGCACACCUAUUGCAUUUUACAACAAUUGUAUUUUUAUGAAUCAACUUGAGUGCAGACAGAAAUACACAAUGGUUGUGUUUAUAUGUGAUCCUAAAAUUGAAGGGUUUCAUUGCAAAGUGCAAAGUCCAAAAGUUGCCACCUGAAAUUCACCACAUUUUACAUCUACAACCCUAUCCUGAAAGAAAACUUCUUGAUACGACAACUCUUGUUUUGCAUGACUGUGGAUUAUAGGGUGACAUCGGCCUUUAACGUGGAUGUCGUCUUAUUCUUUUUAAAUGACAGAUAUCUCAUUUUGGAAUGAAACUCUUUAUUUCUCAUUUAACACCCUGAAUAACAAUCAAACUAUUUCUUAAUCGAGGCAUUGUUUUCUGUCAUCACUGCUGGUAGUUAUUGUGUGUUGUGUUUGGGGUGUUUUCCUGCUGAAGGUGAAACUGCAUUAUAUAACCUUUGCUGUGCUGCUGUAGGAGCUAGUGUAUGCUGUUUAAAAGGAGCUAUUUGAAAUGUAUAAUAAAGAUUGUAUUUGUUUAUAGUACUGGAUAAUGCUGAAUUAUCUAUGGUCAUGUUAUUGCAUAUUCAUAAUUAAUUCAUUAUCUGGCAGUUUUCAUUGCUGCACCAAGCAGAUUAGUUUCUGCUGCUUUCCUUUAGUCUUCUUCUGCUCUUUGAAUUACGGCGCAAAAGUGUCAAGAACAAAACUGGAGGGUUUUAGUCGACAUUUAAACCCAUUUGUAAACAUGUAUCUCAGCUUGUGACUGAUGUACCACCAUAACAUUUUGCACCUAUAGAUCUAGCCAAAGAUGAGACGGGUUUGAAAUGUACAGUAUAGAGGAGAGGGAAUGUUUAGCUUUUAAAGUUUUCAUUUCAGCUUUAUCAUAUGGACCUUUUGCCAGGCAUUUCUACAAAAAAGAACAUGUUUUUGUGGUCCUCAACCUUGUCAGUGCAAAACUCAACAGCACCAAAAUAUUCAAGAAAGUCAUUAUGUUAUUAACACAAAAGGUCAUAUUUUGUUAUCCAUUUUAUUGACAUAUUUAUAAUAAACUUGUCUUUUCACCACAUAACACUGGUGAAUUCUGCCGCACUGGUUGAGAAUCCACUCAUUUCAAACUGGAUGUGCAUGCCAUUAAAAAAGGUCAAAUCUUUGCAUACUGAAGGCACAAAUGUAAAGACAAUCUGUUAUUGUUACACUCCCAAGAAUGUUUUGGUCAUAUACAUAUGUACAACUUAAAUACAUGCAGUCCUGUCAGUAUUGGUGCACAGUGUUUUCUCCCUCUAUUUUGUAUUGUGUUGAAAUAUAUUUCCUUGAUGUGAAAUGUAUUUUACUCAAGAGCAAUAGAAUAAAAUGUGUAACAUGAAAGUCCAGAGCUGUCUGUUUAAUUUAAUAUUAAAAAGUGUGAUUUAUAAA
Messenger RNA from Micropterus salmoides (largemouth bass), 4546 nucleotides. RefSeq names its product sideroflexin 3 (gene sfxn3). The transcript is spliced from 11 exons. Bases 116 to 1084 code for a protein of 322 amino acids. Gene Ontology annotation, molecular function: monoatomic ion transmembrane transporter activity. Gene Ontology annotation, cellular component: mitochondrial inner membrane. Lineage: Eukaryota; Metazoa; Chordata; Actinopteri; Centrarchiformes; Centrarchidae. The record is from RefSeq and is a predicted model, not a curated record. Gene Ontology annotation, biological process: monoatomic ion transport; serine import into mitochondrion.